UAGCCUCACAACCUGCCACAUCGCCUGAUAACAGCAACUUGGGUUUGAGGGGAAAACCAUGGUAGUGCAGAACAUGGACCCAUGAGAUGCCACCCUUCACACCAAAGAAAACAAGCCUCUUCUCUGUUUCCCUCUUCCUGUCAGUUACAGAGACAAUUUCAUCUAAAUGGCAUGCACAAGAGUGGAGAUGUCAUUCUGGGUGGACUGUUUCAAGUCCACUUUUUUUCAAGUGUUGCUGACCUGUCUUUUACCUCAAAGCCACAACAGCCUACUUGCCAUGGUUUUUAUGAACUAGGAUUUAGGCAGGCACAAACCAUGGCUUUUGCUAUUGAUGAGAUCAACAGGAACUCCAACCUGCUGCCAAAUGUAACUCUUGGAUACACUCUUUAUGAUAACUGUGUCACACUUGGAAUUGGAUUCCGCGCAGCAUUGUCAUUAGCCAGUGGUCAAGAGGAAAAAAUUAUAUUAGAUAAUAGAUGUACUGGAAAUCUCCCAGUCAUAGGGAUUGUGGGUGAUUCUUCCUCUACACAUUCUAUUGCCAUUUCCAACGUCUUAGGUUUGUACAGAGUACCCAUGGUGAGUUAUUUUGCCACUUGUUCCUGCCUGACUGACCGUCAAAAGUAUCCAUCCUUCUUUAGAACAAUACCAAGUGAUGCUUUCCAGGUACGUGCUAUGAUUCAGAUUCUAAAACACUUUGGCUGGACUUGGGCAGGUCUUCUUGUCAGUGAUGAUGAUUACGGACUUCAUGCAGCCAGAUCUUUGCAAUCUGAGCUCAGUCUGUCGGGUGAAGGAUGCCUGGCUUACUUCGAGAUUUUGCCCUGGGACAAAGACAUGGAUGAACUCAGGAGAAUUGUGAAUGUGAUGAAAAAGUCCUCAGCUCGAGUUGUCAUUGUCUUUGCACAUCAUAGUCGCAUAGUAAACCUUAUGGAAGAGGUAGUGAGGCAAAAUCUAACUGGCCUACAGUGGAUGGCCAGUGAAGCCUGGACAGAAGCUACUGUGCUCCAAACACCUCAGCUCAUGCCAUACCUGGGUGGUACACUGGGUAUUGCCAUUCGUCAUGGGGAAAUACCAGGGCUCAGGGAAUUCCUCUUACAAAUACGUCCUGACCUACAUCACAAUAACAGCUAUGGAAAUAGCAUGGUGAAUCAGUUUUGGGAAUUCACAUUUCAGUGCAGAUUUGCACCAGCUCCAGCAGGCUGGCUAGAAGGUAGAGGUGCAUUAUGCACUGGAGAGGAAGAUCUGGACAAUGUGGACACUGAGUUUUUGGAUAUUUCCAACCUCCGGCCAGAAUACAAUGUGUACAAAGCUGUAUAUGCUUUAGCGUAUUCCCUUGAUGACAUGUUACGGUGUGAGCCAGGAAGAGGACCUUUCCGUGGGCACAGCUGUGCCACAUUGCAAACAUUGGAACCGUGGCAGCUUGUUUAUUAUUUGGAAAUGGUCAAUUUUACCACUCCAUUUGGUGAUCAAGUGUCAUUUGAUGAGAAUGGUGAUGUGGUGCCAAUUUAUGAUGUGAUGAACUGGAUGUGGCUCCCUGAUGGAAGCAUUAAAGUUCAAACUGUGGGUGAGGUUAAGAGUUCAGCUUUCAAAGGUGAAGAACUCAUACUUGAUGAAGACAAAAUCUUCUGGAACUUUGAAUCCAAAAAGCCACCUCGAUCAGUAUGUAGUGAGAGCUGUCCUCCUGGUACCCACAUGGUGAGAAAGAAGGGGGAACCCAAAUGCUGUUUUGACUGCAUCCCUUGUUCUGAGGGAAAAACCACUAACAAGAGCAAUUCCUUGGAGUGCACCAGUUGUCCAGAGGAUUUUUGGUCAAAUCGCCAGCGUGACCACUGUGUUCCUAAGAAGACAGAGUUUCUCUCCUAUCAUGACCCUUUGGUUUCCUGGACCUGUGACCUACCCGCUGCUUGGGAUGUGCGUGAGUUGGAGUGAGAAAGUGGAGUACGAGUGUGAGAGAGCCUUCCCUUUCCCGGACUUCCACUUUUGGACACUUGGAUCCCUGGAUUU
Molecule: messenger RNA, 2001 nt
Organism: Oreochromis aureus
Lineage: Eukaryota; Metazoa; Chordata; Actinopteri; Cichliformes; Cichlidae
Product: extracellular calcium-sensing receptor-like
Exons: 11
Coding region: 82-1926 (614 amino acids)
Biological process (GO): G protein-coupled receptor signaling pathway
Cellular component (GO): membrane
Molecular function (GO): G protein-coupled receptor activity
Source: RefSeq, a predicted model, not a curated record